Xyrauchen texanus (razorback sucker) is the source of this 1290-nucleotide messenger RNA. It is a transcript of the gene nmur1a, whose product is annotated as neuromedin U receptor 1a. Gene Ontology annotation, cellular component: plasma membrane. The record is from RefSeq and is a predicted model, not a curated record. The transcript has 2 exons. Bases 1 to 1290 code for a protein of 429 amino acids. Gene Ontology annotation, biological process: G protein-coupled receptor signaling pathway. Lineage: Eukaryota; Metazoa; Chordata; Actinopteri; Cypriniformes; Catostomidae. Gene Ontology annotation, molecular function: neuromedin U receptor activity.
AUGAUUGCCAAACCCAACUGUUCCUCUACAGAUUCCUUGCAAUCAAGGUGUGUUCAAGAGCUCCUGUGCAACACGAGCGUCAUGUUGAACUUCAGUGAGUUGGAGAUGGAGGAAUACUGCCUUAACCAGGAUGAGUAUCUGGAAAAAUACCUUGGACCUCGAUGCUCCCCACUCUUUUUGCCUGUUUGCAUCACCUACCUGAUCAUCUUCUUGGUGGGAGCAGUGGGCAACAUUCUCACCUGCACUGUUAUUUCUCGCAACAAGGUAAUGAGGACGCCCACCAACUUCUACCUGUUCAGCCUGGCUGUAUCCGACCUCUUGGUGCUUCUCCUGGGAAUGCCGUUGGAACUUUACGAAAUGUGGAGCAACUACCCAUUCCUCUUGGGCAAGGGUGGAUGCUACUUCAAGACGUUCCUCUUUGAGACAGUCUGCUUUGCUUCAAUCCUCAAUGUAACAGCACUGAGCGUUGAGCGCUACAUAGCUGUAGUGCAUCCGCUCAGGGCCAAAUACGUUGUGACGUGCACUCAUGCCAAGCGGGUGAUCCUAAGUAUAUGGAGCGUGUCCGUGUUGGGUGCCAUUCCCAACACCAGCCUCCAUGGGAUCUUCACCCUCCCUCUUCCAAAAGGCAAAGGAGUAGGGUCCAUGCCCAAUUCUGACACCUGCAUGCUGGUCAAGCCACGAUGGAUGUACAAUUUGAUUAUUCAAAUUACCACGCUGCUGUUUUUCCUCCUGCCUAUGUUGACCAUCAGCGUGGUGUAUCUGCUCAUCGGCAUGCAGCUGAAACGUGAGAAGAUGUUACAUGUCCUGGAGGCAAAGGCCAGUCUGGGACAAGACAGCUACUCUAAUGUGCAUAGUAGGCAGCAGAAAACACGCCGCCAGCAAGUCACUAAAAUGCUGUUUGUACUAGUGGUGAUGUUUGGCAUCUGCUGGGCUCCGUUCCACACUGAUCGCCUGAUGUGGAGCUUCAUGGACCAGAAGAGCAGCGACCACAUGGAGAUCUUUCAGGUGUAUGAGUAUGUCCAUGUCAUCUCUGGGGUCUUCUUCUAUCUGAGCUCUGCCAUUAACCCCAUUCUCUACAACCUCAUGUCCACUCGCUUUAGGGAGAUGUUUAAGGAGGUCAUGUGCCACCACAAAUGGCAGCCUAGCCCGAGGAAACGCUCUUUGAGCAUGACAAGGGUCACUAUGCGCAGUACUGUUAGUGAGAUUCCUCCCUGUAAUGGCCCUGUUACUACUGAAGGAGAAGAUUAUGGUAUGUACGAAUGCCAGGAAAGUAAGACCAACUUUUCCUAA